Homalodisca vitripennis (glassy-winged sharpshooter) is the source of this 1403-nucleotide messenger RNA. RefSeq names its product splicing factor, suppressor of white-apricot homolog. The coding region runs from base 196 to 1110 and encodes 304 amino acids. Gene Ontology annotation, biological process: RNA processing; mRNA 5'-splice site recognition. The record is from RefSeq and is a predicted model, not a curated record. NCBI's taxonomy places the organism in Eukaryota, Metazoa, Arthropoda, Insecta, Hemiptera, Cicadellidae. The transcript has a single exon. Gene Ontology annotation, molecular function: RNA binding.
AUACAUGCAUGUGUGACAGAUAAGAGUACUGUAUAAUACUUUUCAGUUUAUUCAACACUGUUCGCUAAUAAUCAUAAUUUAUUACAGUGGGCUAAUUAAAAAAAAAACAUUUAACUCCAAUUUCAUUUACAGCCGAGUGAUAAACAUCCAGCAGUAUUAAUUUUCUUUAUACAUAAAUUAAAUCAAAGUCAAGAAAUGACUAUGAAUAAAAAGAAUUACAACCACUCAAGAGAAUCUCUGGAGAAAACCUUGAAACAUGAUGACCUCUGUGUAAUUGGUUAUUCCUCUAAACUGUACAGAGAUGAUGUUAAAGCCGUUGAAAUAGACAAAGGACAGCACCUAAUUCCCUGGGUGGGAAAUGGUGAUGUGAAAAUUGACAGGUACGACGUUAGAAGUUACGUUGACAACCUAUCUCAUCGUGAAACAGGACACAUGGGCUGCACUCUUUCAGUGGAGGACCAAGAAAUAGAAGAAAUGUGUGAUGAAGAACGGUACAGAGCUUUGCUUUACGAUGAACAAGAGCGAGAAUUAUAUGAAGAGGAGAAACAAAAACGAUCAAAUCAAUCCUUUAAUAAAGCUGGUGUUUACAGUCAAGUCCCUUAUCAUUACGAUAGUUUGUGUUCUAUUUCUGACACUGACAAAGACACAAAGUUAAGAAAGACUAACUCUAUUCUUAAUUUACCAUCAAACAUCGUCGAACCAGAUUCAGAUAGUAUGAAGGCAAUUAUUGAGAAAACCGCAGAAUGUGUGGUAAAACAUGGACAGCAGAUGGAAAUUCUGAUAAAAACUCGGCAAGCCCAGAAUGAAAUUUUUGAUUUUUUAACUGUUGGAAAUGAUUUAAAUCCUUAUUACAAAUAUGUUCUUGAAGCUAUUAAAUCCGGACGUUACAACGUGGAAACAUCCAAGUUGGACGACAGUAUUGAUAGCGAUCACAUCAGUAGCUUAUCAUUUAAUGUUGAGUCUGCUCCUGAUGUAUUUGAUGCUAAUUCUUGUGUAAUAAAUGCGAACUGUCCUUAUAGCACACUUGUGAACAAAAUACACCUACUUAAGAAGAACGAAGGUCAAAGUAAUUUUAAAAUUGAAAUUUCCAAGGUCAAAAAUAAACCUUAAAGUGGCAGCACUAAUGGUUAAACUGUUUGGAAAACUUUAGUGGCAGUAUGUGCAAUUAGUUUUUAUCUAUUUGCAGUACAGAAUAUAUUCAUUUACCAACAUUCCAUUGUAAAUCAUAAUGUAAAAAAACAAUGUAUUCAGUUAUACAACUAUGAAAUCAAAUUUCCUAGAACAGGGACAAGUAAGGUACUUCUAGGUUCAAAGCUAGUAAUUUUUAUUUACACUUGCAACACAAUGAUAGCAUUUUACAGUUAACUUGUGUUAUUAUAUUAUAAUAAAGUGGUUUAAAUUUU